Messenger RNA from Pogona vitticeps (central bearded dragon), 3079 nucleotides. It is a transcript of the gene NR5A2, whose product is annotated as nuclear receptor subfamily 5 group A member 2. The record is from RefSeq and is a predicted model, not a curated record. Gene Ontology annotation, molecular function: RNA polymerase II cis-regulatory region sequence-specific DNA binding; nuclear receptor activity; zinc ion binding. Gene Ontology annotation, cellular component: RNA polymerase II transcription regulator complex. Gene Ontology annotation, biological process: hormone-mediated signaling pathway; regulation of transcription by RNA polymerase II; tissue development. NCBI's taxonomy places the organism in Eukaryota, Metazoa, Chordata, Lepidosauria, Squamata, Agamidae.
GUGUGUGUGUACGCGCACGCGUGUGUGUGCUCUAUUGAUGGACUGCUCCCUGACUUUCACUGAAGGUUACUGUAGCCUCCAUCCCAAGGCCGGAGAAGUUUACAAGCCUCACCUUUCGCUGUGCUCAAUGCUGUAUAUCCGUAACCCAAGGGCACUAUAUAUUUCCACCUAAUUAUGUCUUCUGGUUCGGAUACUAGCAGCACACCGGAACCUAUAAAACAUGGGCUUCUUCCAGGUGUGUCUCAGUUUAAAAUGGUGAAUUACUCCUAUGAUGAAGAUCUUGAAGAACUGUGUCCAGUAUGUGGAGAUAAAGUCUCUGGGUAUCACUAUGGACUACUUACCUGUGAAAGCUGCAAGGGAUUCUUUAAACGGACAGUCCAAAACAACAAAAGGUACACUUGCAUAGAAAAUCAAAGCUGCCAGAUUGACAAAACUCAAAGGAAGCGUUGCCCUUAUUGUCGGUUUCAAAAAUGCCUCAGUGUUGGGAUGAAGUUGGAAGCAGUGAGAGCUGACCGAAUGCGUGGGGGUCGAAACAAAUUUGGACCAAUGUACAAGAGGGACCGGGCACUGAAGCAGCAGAAGAAAGCUCUCAUCCGAGCAAAUGGACUCAAGUUGGAAGCCAUGACUCAGGUGAUUCAAGCAAUGCCCACUGACCUAACAAUCUCCUCUGCCAUCCAGAAUAUCCAUUCUGCCUCCAAGGGCCUACCUCUCAACCAUACCGCCUUGCCUCCCACAGACUAUGACCGGAGUCCCUUUGUCACCUCUCCAAUUAGCAUGACCAUGCCACCACAUGGCAGCCUCCAAGGAUACCAGACCUACGGUCACUUUCCCAGCCGUGCUAUCAAAUCCGAGUAUCCCGAUCCUUACACUAGUUCCCCAGAGUCCCUAAUGGGCUAUUCUUACAUGGAUGGUUACCACCAGACAAGCUCACCGGCAAGUAUUCCUCAUCUGAUCUUGGAACUCUUGAAGUGUGAGCCAGAUGAACCCCAGGUCCAGGCAAAGAUCAUGGCAUACCUGCAGCAAGAGCAAGCCAACCGAAGCAAACACGAAAAGCUCAAUACUUUUGGGCUGAUGUGUAAAAUGGCUGACCAAACCCUCUUCUCGAUUGUUGAGUGGGCCAGGAGUAGCAUCUUCUUCAGAGAACUUAAGGUUGAUGACCAAAUGAAACUCCUUCAGAACUGCUGGAGCGAGCUCUUAAUACUAGAUCAUAUUUAUCGGCAAGUGGUACAUGGAAAGGAAGGCUCCAUCCUUCUAGUGACCGGGCAACAAGUGGAUUACUCAGUAAUAGCAUCUCAAGCCGGAGCCACCCUCAACAAUCUCAUGAGCCACGCGCAGGAGCUGGUAGCGAAACUCCGAUCUCUGCAGUUUGAUCUACGAGAGUUUGUGUGUCUCAAAUUCUUGGUGCUGUUCAGUUUAGAUGUCAAAAACCUAGAGAACUUCCAGCUGGUGGAAGGUGUUCAAGAGCAAGUGAAUGCUGCUUUGCUGGACUACACAAUGUGCAACUACCCGCAACAAACAGACAAAUUCGGGCAGCUCCUCCUGCGACUCCCAGAAAUCCGAGCGAUCAGUAUGCAGGCAGAAGAAUACCUCUACUACAAACACCUGAAUGGGGAUGUGCCAUGUAAUAACCUCCUCAUUGAAAUGCUGCACGCAAAGAGAGCAUAAAUUAUAUCCUUUCACACAGCUUGUGCUUUUUCGAAAAUAAAAGGGGGGAAUACUCUGAACUGCUGCAAGCAAUCCUAAUUAAAAGAACUUGCUUUAAAGGAACUUCGUGGGAGGGGGGAAAUUAAAAUGGUAUAAUAAUCAAAUUCUUAAUAGUAAUUAAGUGAUGUAUCAGGGUAUUUGUAUUGCAAAACUGUGAAUCAAACGCUACACAGUCUCCCCGAAAGAACUUGUAUAGGACUUUAUUACUGGUGUGAAACGAGAUUGCAGACAGAUGUGGAUACCUUUGCCUGUGUCAGACAAAAUAAAAACAAAAUAGCAACUCCUGUAAAUUAAAAUGUUCCCUAUGACCACUACGGAGAAAUGUAGGAGGAUCAAGUGCUGUCUGUAUUAUUCAGCCAACAGAUCAAGGGGAUCUGAAUGCACUACAUCCCUUCGUUGGUUAGCAGGAUUGAAAACUGCUCGGAAAAGGAUGCAAAAACAGCAGUCACCUUUUGCCAUCCUUCCAAGGACAAAAUAUGUAUUACUCUUUCCAAAAAAGGAAGAAAAAUGGAUGUGUGGCCCUAAUUUGUAUGAAAAGAUCUACAGUAGGCCAUUUUCGUUGUGUGUAUGCCUAGGAGCACUACCAAAAUAAACAAAACAAGCCUGGUCUUGGGGACUAUCUGUGACUUGGGCCUGCAACUAUAGUUAAUACUAUGAGAAAAGAGCAUUUGUUCAUAAGAUUUGUGUGACAUUCUCAAGCUGUUUCCAAGGUUUCUUUUUCAUCAUUGUGUUCAUGUCAUUCAGCCAGGCAACAAAGGAAGGAGAAAGAGCUGCAAGUUGUGCUGGAAGUAAGCUGCUCCAGAGCAGCUGCUGUGGGACCAUGUUUCCAGCAUACUGGUUCAAGCACUGUUGGAACGGCUUCUCAAAGCUUUUAGUGCCAAAUGUCUCUUGGCCACCAUCUUAAAAUAAAACAAUAUUUCUUCUCAGAGAUUUUAAGCAGCAGCAUCACUGGAUCCACUGCAUUUGAUCUGCAAUCUAGUUAAACAGAAUUACUUGGAUUUCACAAGGUAACUUAGUUCACAUGACUUUGAAUUGUACCCUACUGGCCAUCCAGUUUUGUGACCUUGUCCAAGGUCUUGUGUGAGUAUGUGUACUGGUAUAAAGGGCAGAACAAAUCUUUUGGCUCAAAAUUGUGAAUUAGCUGAUCAGACAGCUGAAGAACAGGCCUAGACAAUUUGUGAGCCUCCAAGUUUCACGAGCCAUGGAUAUGAAUAAUCAUUUUAAACCCUGCAUUAAAUGGUGGACAUUACAGCAGGGAGCAUUGUGGGACAUUUUAAAUGGCAGCUUGUAGACCAGAAGUGGGGAAUAUGUCAUUCUCCAGAUAUCCUUAGACUUCAAUUCCUGUCAUUCCUAGUCAGCAUAGCUAGCAGUGAAG